Zootermopsis nevadensis is the source of this 1822-nucleotide messenger RNA. RefSeq lists its product as uncharacterized. Gene Ontology annotation, cellular component: extracellular matrix. The record is from RefSeq and is a predicted model, not a curated record. NCBI's taxonomy places the organism in Eukaryota, Metazoa, Arthropoda, Insecta, Blattodea, Termopsidae.
UGUGAUGCUACAAGCAGUUGAAAUCAUCCGCGGAACAAACAGGCAGAGAACCAAGGGAACAUUUCAGUGCAGUCCAUCGUAUAACGCUUCUCGUGUUAUCGUAACGCUGUUAAGCCGCUAUCUGUAACGCGUGCAGUUUCUAUAGACAAGUAAAACUCAGACAUUUAUUGAACGGAAAGUUCGGCUGCUAAUUAACUAAAAUAAUAUUCCUACAGUAAAAAUUCUCCCACAGCGAGUGAAUUUUCUUGAGGACGUCAUCGCAACGACUUGAAGAAAUGAAAAUUCUACAGACACUCUCGCUUCUUCUGAUUCUCACUGGAUCAACCCUACUUACGAAAGUAGCAUCGGCCAAGAAAGAUGCCAGUGAAAUUAAAUUCGUACCGACUGUGCCGCCUGAAGACAUCAAACCGUCUCCUCGUGUCGGUCGCCAGUCAUAUGCGCUGUAUACUCCACCAAGCAACACAAAGUAUCAAUAUCACUUCGUCCCAGUGACUGAAUUAGCCAAUGGAGAAGCAGUAUCAGAACAGGAUGGGCAUGACGCUCAUUACAUAACCCAAGUACAAGAACAUUAUAAAAACCUUCCGCAGAAACAACAGCAACAAAUUUUAGCUGCCUUUCGAGCAUCCAAACAGCCAAAAUCUCCCGUGUACCACGCAACGCCUCUGGAGCCAUAUGGCGCUUUGCUGAAGCACGCGUCAGGAGGCCAGUAUGACCAGAAGACAGUUCUGGUGACGCCAAAACCAAUUUCUGAACAGCUUCAUGGUGACCAGUCUGGAGACGAACAUUCAUCUGGAGGUCACGCUUACUACACAAAUAGCAAUAACGCUGUGGGGACGCACACAGAGGCACUAAUUCCGGAGUCGAAAUAUGUACCUCUUGUGCACAAGUCUAUCCACCAGCAAUACGACGACGAACACGAGGAGCCCAAAAACUAUGCUGCAAAGUACCAGUUUGGGUAUCAGGUUCGAGACCCGAAACAUGGCACAUUUUUCGGUCACGCGGAAGCUCGUGAUGGACAUCAUACUAAAGGUCACUAUCACGUGUUGCUACCUGACGGGAGACUGCAAAACGUGCAAUACUGGGCAGAUCUGAGUGGCUACCAUGCACAAGUCUCCUACAAUACAGUAGCGAAACAUGCAGCAGUCCAGUAUCACUAAUCGAAUCUUCACACGGUUUCUAAAAUUCUGUCCAGAUUUGACCUUCUCACAGAGCUGAAGAAGAUGUCGCUAUUGAGUUGUAACGCAGUGCGAACUUGUGGGUGGAUACUAACGUUUUGUAGAGCAUAUUACCUCCAUCUGCAGCCUCGAAUGUAGAGACUGUUUUUCAGAAACGUCGUUAUCAACAUAAAAAGUCCACAAGGCGUUACAAUCCAAAAGACCAAUAUCGACGUCUCUCAGUACCUCAUUACCAGCAGACACGUGUCACAAAGAUGACAAUUCUGAUUAUAAUCUUACGGCGUUACAACCAAGAAGACUAACAUUGACAUCUUCAUCGCAGCGAGAACCACAAAUAUAAUUUCAUAAAUCGUUAUCAUUUAGUAUUAAUUACAGCAGAUAAUUCUAUUGGGAUAUGUGCAAUACUGAGUCGAUCUCAAGACAGUAAUUUAUCUACAAAUGCAAUUAUAUGAGUUAAACUUAGUCCCAACUGCAUAAUCAGAUAUAUUUGUUAUUUUGUUAAAAUAUAUUCUAGCAUUAUGUAAGGUCUAUUCAGUGUAUCCAUAGUCAUUAAAUGUGCAAUAUUGUUAUAUUUUAUAUAAUUUUGUAUUAUUCUAUGAUAUUGUUAAUAAAUGAAAGUUGUUGAAAAAUGCUUCAUAAACAAGAAA